CGGCAAUCUCCGGGCGAGGGGAGGGGAUUCAUGAGAUCGAUUGACUCGGGAGGCUGGAGCUCGAGCGAGGACACGGCGAUGAUCAAAAGGGAGGCAGCCCCUCAGGCCUGACGCUCAGACAGAUUCCUGUUUUGCUCGUUUCUCGUCUCGCCUCGCCUCGCCUUCAGCUGCGCUUCCCCUCUGCUGCUGCUGCUGCCUGUCGAUCGAUCGCUGCAACCAUCCAUCAUGAGGUCUCGCGUUGCUUCUUCUGUGAUCCGGGCCUUCCGUGCCGCCUCGUCGCGGUCUGCCUCAUCUCUUGCUGGAGAUGGAAGAGCAGUGAUGUCUGCUGCCGCCUGCAGGCACUCUGCCGUGGCACCUGCCGUGACCGCGGGCAAAGCAUGGACGAACUCUUCAUACGGAACUGUGUUGUCGACUGCUGCGUUUUUGUCGGCCUCUGUGUACACUUUCGUCGACCAGGAGCUGUCAGCUGCGGAGCUGGAGCGAACUUUCAUCGCAAUCAAGCCUGAUGGUGUCCAACGAGGCCUGAUCUCCGACAUCAUUGCACGAUUCGAGAAGAAGGGUUACAAGUUGGUGGCCAUCAAGCUGGUGCACCCCACGAAGGAUUUCGCCGAGAAGCACUAUGACGAUCUCAAGGGUCGCCCCUUCUUCAACGGACUGACUGACUUCCUCAGUUCCGGCCCAGUGGUUGCCAUGGUCUGGGAGGGUCAAGGAGUGAUCAAGUACGGACGAAAGUUCAUCGGAGCCACCGCUCCCCUUGCGUCCGAGCCCGGAACAAUUCGUGGAGAUUUCGCCAUCUCGGUCGGAAGGAACAUUAUCCAUGGCAGCGAUGGACCGGAGACUGCCAAGGAUGAGAUCGCUCUGUGGUUCAAGCCGGAAGAGAUUCUGUCUUACAAGAAGGAGACCGAUAAGUGGCUGUACGAGUAGAUUCUAGACCUAUUUAUUCUGGUGCCAGAGUUUUGGGCUUUGGCCUUCUGGUACGGUACACACAAGUAGACCUCGAUUAGAUGAUCUUUGAGUGCAGAGAGGCGCAACCAACCAACCAAAUGGUACUCUCUCAGCUUCCCCGCGGUGUCGAAGUACAAUGUCAAAAAGACGAGAUAGAAUGACCUCUCAUUUACGGAUGAUACGGGAGCCGCCGCCUCUGGCUGUCUAUCUCAGAGGCUGCACUUUCAGACCCUCCCUAUGAGAUCGAUGUGAGUGACUGGUUUUGGGGACCCACACAUUUUCCAAAUAAUGGAGGCAUGCCAAUGCCCAAGUUUACUUUUACAACAUCUGACUUGAGACCACUUUUCCUGACUCUGAAGGGCUCGAAUCCAGACCAUCUAGUUUCCUGUAUUUGUUUUGUCGAGAAUGGCAUUUGGCUGUCACCUAGUCAGUUUAUAAGCUAGAAAUUGCGCCUCCCACGUAUUUCUCCUCCUGGACCGGGCCUCUCUGCCGUCCCGCUGGAAUCUCAGGCAAUCACCAUAGUUACAACAUAAUUAAAUAGUAGAUAGGUCAGCUAGCUAGUAACUUUGCGUGACCAGAUUUACCCACCUUCGCCAUUUCGUAAGAUAAUGCAUCACAUGCAAGCUCAAACGAAAGUACAUUGUUUACUUGCUAGCUUGCUCAGGCCUGUAAAUCGGGGGCUUCUUCUUCAUGACAGCGAGUGAGCAAAAAACUGCCAUGGAAAAUAAUGCAGCGC
Messenger RNA from Marchantia polymorpha subsp. ruderalis, 1681 nucleotides. The record is from the annotation of a GenBank genome assembly. Lineage: Eukaryota; Viridiplantae; Streptophyta; Marchantiopsida; Marchantiales; Marchantiaceae.